Molecule: messenger RNA, 851 nt
Organism: Penaeus chinensis
Lineage: Eukaryota; Metazoa; Arthropoda; Malacostraca; Decapoda; Penaeidae
Product: zinc finger CCCH domain-containing protein 13-like
Exons: 2
Coding region: 81-851 (256 amino acids)
Source: RefSeq, a predicted model, not a curated record
UGUUGUGUGUACCGCUCACCUCCUCGCUCACACUCCCUCCAACAAGCAAGUGACUGGUCGCUAACACGUAUGUUCACAGGAUGCUCCCGGCGUACAGCAACAACGCCUACCAGCCGGACGAGGACCCCCAUGAGCGCCACCGCAAGGACGACAGGUAUCAGAAUCCUCGCGGGCGGAGUGUUUAUGAAGGAGACCGCCGUCAGAGGAGCAGACCGCGGGAGGAUUAUUUUGAGGAAAGGGGAGGUCGAGGGAUUCCUAGGGAUCGUGAAUCCCAAGCUAGUCGGUGGGACGCGCCUCAGAGGAGAAGGGAAGGUGUGUCAAGCGACGUGGAAAUGUCUCGCCGGGACCGAAAUGCCAUGGGCGGCGUGAGGUAUGACGCGGUACGCGGAGAAGCGCACGAAAGUCGGCACCAAAGGGAUCGAGAUGAAGUUAGUGAAAGAUUUCAGCAAUAUGACAGUCGGGGUCCUGAUCGCAGCCAAGCACACAGGGAGAGAGACCGGGAUCAAGCACGAAACCAGGAAUACGAGAUGCAGGAGACGAGGCACAGGCCUUACAGUGUGGGUCGCGAGUCGAGAGAGCGCGAUAGGGAGGCAGCUGUGAGGAGGCGGGAUCCUCCUCGACGAGACUAUUCCGUCGCGAUUGAUGAUGUUGAUGGUGGAUAUGAAGGCCAAGGUGGCUGGAGGUCGAGUCAUCAAUCUCACCCUCGUGCUUUCAGGGUGUCUGACGCCGUCGAUUCAGGAUAUGCUGACCGUCAGCACGACCACGGAUACCAAGAUGGCGAUGGCCGGGCGGAGCUUCAGAACAUGCUCCCCUCUCAGCUGGACAAAAAUAAAGGUUUGAUUAUCCUAUGA